Messenger RNA from Hippocampus comes (tiger tail seahorse), 1526 nucleotides. Its product is annotated as inosine-uridine preferring nucleoside hydrolase. The transcript has 8 exons. Bases 242 to 1315 code for a protein of 357 amino acids. The record is from RefSeq and is a predicted model, not a curated record. NCBI's taxonomy places the organism in Eukaryota, Metazoa, Chordata, Actinopteri, Syngnathiformes, Syngnathidae. Gene Ontology annotation, molecular function: hydrolase activity, hydrolyzing N-glycosyl compounds.
UGACGCAAAGUAGUGCGGAGAUCCUCUAGCAUUAAAUGCAGCCCAACGUAACUUUAUUAAUUUUUCAAACACACAAACAAGUCAUUUUUAAGAUGUCUAAAACUUGUUUAAGAUUUUAGAGUGCAUCUACCUCCGGCUUGGUCAAUUUAAAAACGUAAACAUUGACGUGCUUACAAUUUCGAAAAAUACACCGAGUGCGACUCUUCCUCUUUUGAGUCUUCUCUUUAUUUUGUCUCCCUGCAUGGCCCUGCGCGCAGCCGUCUUUUGCUGCAGCCUUUCACGCAGGUUAAGGACAACUGAUCUUUGUUUUCAAUAUCUGAGGACACUCAGUUCAUUUUCAUAUCCAAAAGACUCUAGGAUGAGGAAGAAGCUGCUGGUGGAUGUGGACUGCGGCGUGGAUGACGCGCAGGCCAUCAUGUUGGCGUUGGCCGCCCCCAACGUGGACUUGCUGGGGGUGACCUGCGUGCACGGAAACACCACGGUGGAGAACGUGUGCAGAAACACCCUGCGUGUUCUGCAAGCUUGCGAUAGGUUGGAGAUCCCAGUGUUUAAAGGUGCUGCCAAGCCCCUCGUUGGCAAUUCGAUUAAUUCGGGCCACUUCCAUGGGCUGGACGGCCUCGGAGACGCCCCCGACCCGAACGCUCCCAGUGCGGAUCUGGUGCAGGAGGAGAGCGCCGUGAUGGCUAUGAUCAGAAUCGUUAAUGAGAACCCAGGAGAGGUGUCGCUGGUCGCCACGGCGCCCCUCACCAACCUGGCCCUGGCCGUGAGGUUGGAUCCGUCCUUGCCGAGCAAGCUUCGAGGGCUCUACAUCAUGGGAGGCAACACCGAAUCACGAGGGAACACCACAGCGUGCGGAGAGUUCAACUUCACAGCCGAUCCGGAAGCGGCGUACAUCGUGCUGAAUGACUACUGCUGUCCGACCUACUUGGCCUGCUGGGAGUUUACCUGCUACAGCAAACUGUCCUGGGAGUUCUGUGACACCUGGCUGGCACAGCCCACAGCCAAAGCUCGCUUCAUGGCGCGUAUCUCGCGCCACAGCAUCGAGGCGUCGCUCGGCAAGCGCGUCCAAAAGGAGUUGGUGGGCGGCAGCGGCUUCGUCUCCUGCGACUCUUACGCCAUGGCUGCCGCCGUGGACGAAACGUUUGUCAUCGAAAGCGACUGCUACCCGGUCAGCGUGGAGCUGACGGGCAUGCACACGCGGGGUAUGAUGGUGGUGGAUACACGGGGCAUCCUCAACAAGACUCACAAGGCUCUCAUUAUGAAAAAGGUGGACUUGGAGAAGUUUAAGGAAAUGAUGAUGGCGGCCUUGAAAUAGUUUCUAAUGAUUGAAGGACAAAAGGGCAACGGCAACCUUUUCCAACAGAGCUUCUGACAGCGAGAUAGGAUCCUUAUUGAAUCAAGUUAAUACAAUGCCGAUAAAAGCAAACACACCCCAGUUGGAUUUUAAAGAAUGAAUGAAUACCCCAGUUUGAAUGCCAUGUUGUGAUGUAAAACAAGGAGAUCAAAAUGCAUCAUUUCAGAACUGA